CCGUGGCAUUGUAACAAACAUAUUUGAGAUUAUAAACCGAAAGCGUUGUAACGUGGGAGGGGAAGCAAAGCAAAAGAAAAUGGGAAGCAAAGGAAAUUUCUUCUGGCUAUUGGCCACGUGCAUGUGUGUUAUCGUAGCGCAUCACGAAGCCGGUGCUGCAGAAAUGCGAGGCAAAGAGCUAAUAAAAAAUGUGUGCAAGACAAGGGGAAACGAUGAAUUGUGCAUGAAGGUGCUUUCGACGGAUCCAAGCAGCCCAGAAGCCACCCUAAAGGACCUGGCAAUAAUAACGCUGAAGGCCGCGGCGGAAAACGCCAGCGGCAUAUUAGUGGACGCGAAGAAGAUGAUCGAUGACCCGAACUUGGAACCGGCAAUACAACAGGGGCUGGCUGAUUGCAAGGAGAAUCUGUUGGAUGCAGAAAGUCAAAUUCAAGACACUAUUGCUUCCGUUUUGUCCGACGAUAAGAGAGAUGCCCUAUUGUGGAUGAAGGCAGCCCUGGCUGCAAUCGACACAUGAGACGAUUCCAUCCCCGGAGACGAUGACAUUCUCUCCAGAAGGAGUGUAAGCUUUCGCCAACUCUGCAACAUUGCCGUCGCCAUCAACAAGAGAAUGAUGGGCGUUCAAUCUUAGAUGCUACUUACCAUCUCUCAAUCCUAUGUUUCUGUCUUUUUGUC
This is a messenger RNA of Vigna umbellata (rice bean), 672 nucleotides long. RefSeq names its product putative invertase inhibitor. Lineage: Eukaryota; Viridiplantae; Streptophyta; Magnoliopsida; Fabales; Fabaceae. Gene Ontology annotation, biological process: negative regulation of catalytic activity. Gene Ontology annotation, molecular function: enzyme inhibitor activity. The record is from RefSeq and is a predicted model, not a curated record.